CCGGAUCCCAGCAGGGAAUUCCACACCCAGUACAGAUACUACUGGAGAGACGGGGCGGGCUGGGAGGAGUACUCCAAGGAGUUCAGCGCCACCAUCUCCAGCGCUCUCAGUAUGAACCAGCCCCUCGUCUCUCUCUCCUCCUCCUUGCAUUGCUAUUUCCUGUCCCUCAAGGAGUGCUUUCAGCUCAACGUGUCGACGGGACGAAGGCGAGACCUCCGUGUGAGACCCCUCUUCCAAUCCCCUGCUGUGCUCUUACCCCAGCUCAGAACGCUCUCCGGUAGCCCCUCCACGGGUGUCCCCCUCCGCCCCUCUGAACCCCGCAGAGAGCAGCCCGUACCCCGAGACGUGGGUCCCCCUGGACCCCUCCCUGUACUUCCAGCAGGUUCCCCUCACCCUCGAGGACCCAGCCUUCCGCGUGGUCUACCAGCACUUCCACAAGACCAUGCCCGAGUCUCGCUACCUCCUCCUGGGCAUCUCUCGCGUUCAGAACCCCUUCCUCUGGGACAAGUACAAGUGUAAGAAGCAGCACAUGUCCCGGCGCAUGAGCCCGGAGGAGAGACUCCGCAACGAGCGGCACCUCUUUCACGGGACGUCCCGUUCCUCCAUCGAGGCCAUCUGCAAACACAACCUGGACCCGCGGCUGUCUGGCAAGCACGCCGCCAUCUACGGGCAAGGCUGCUACUUCGCACGUACCGCGGCCUACUCCCACCGCUACGCCCCCCGAGACCAGCAGGGGGAGCACCACGUCUUCCUGUGCAAGGUCCUGGUGGGGCGUUCGGCCCCCGGCCGGCCCGAAAUGCGCCGCCCCCCACCGAUCCACCCGGACGACCCCGCUAGCGAUCUGUACAACUCCUGCGUGGAUAAACUCCCCGAGCCGGCUCUGUUCGUGGUGUUUGAGAAUGAUCAGUGCUACCCUUACUUCCUGAUUCGAUACAAAGAGCUGGAGCCAUCGGUGACGGUGGAGUGAAAGCUGGAGGAGAGAGGGAGAGAGAGAGAGAGAGAGAGAGAGAGAAGGGAGGGAGGGAGGGAGAGAGAAGGGGGGAACAGAGGUAAAAGAAUGAAAAGGAGAGUCCUGAAACCCGAGGCGUUCCUUCGACCCAGCGCGGCACGGAUUGCCCAGAUAGUUUCCCAAGCUCCAGGAAUGGAAUGAAAGGGAAGGGGAGCCAGGAACCAGGACCAGAUCUUAUUUUCUCGGACGAGGAAGCACCCGCCAACCGAACCCCCACCCCCAGCCCCACCCUCCUGUAUCCAGAUCUGCAAGCGGAAAGCACUUCAGCGAUUCACAAACCGGGAGAUGCAGCUUGCGAACUUAACAGAAUGAAACUGCGUAAAAAGGCAAGACGCCAGGAGAGAACAGGACCGUGCAGCACAGAGAGCCACCGAGGAGGUUCGAGAGGCAGCAGCCCUGGUUUGUGAAGGCCAGCGUGGAGCGGACCGGCUCGUUCGUGUUCGCUGGGCUUGGUUUUGAGGGCUGUCGUUUCGCCCCGUGGAGCAGGACAGUAAACUUAAGCCCGCGUCGCUCGAGUCUCCUGCACGCGUCUUGAAGUCGGGGCUGUGACUGAUUUUGCGGUGGGAAAAUCGUGUUGAAAAGGACAGCGUGUUGGGAGAUUUGUUUAAACUGUACGAGAAUCUUUAUAACACUCAGGAAUUAUUAUUAUUUUUUAAAUGUGUUUGUUUGUUCUUAACCAUGCAGUUUCGUCUUGUGUUUUCACAGAUAAACAGUUUUUUAUGUAGUAUUUUUUGUAUUCCUAUUAUUUAUUUUAAAAAACGUUUGUACAAAGAAAAAAAAAAUGCAGUGUAUUCACAAAAAAUAAAAAGCUUCCCUUUCUCA
Molecule: messenger RNA, 1831 nt
Organism: Acipenser ruthenus (sterlet)
Lineage: Eukaryota; Metazoa; Chordata; Actinopteri; Acipenseriformes; Acipenseridae
Product: protein mono-ADP-ribosyltransferase TIPARP-like
Exons: 4
Coding region: 443-967 (174 amino acids)
Molecular function (GO): NAD+ poly-ADP-ribosyltransferase activity
Source: RefSeq, a predicted model, not a curated record